Momordica charantia (bitter melon) is the source of this 1621-nucleotide messenger RNA. It is a transcript of the gene EMB93, whose product is annotated as Mitochondrial transcription termination factor family protein. Lineage: Eukaryota; Viridiplantae; Streptophyta; Magnoliopsida; Cucurbitales; Cucurbitaceae. Gene Ontology annotation, molecular function: double-stranded DNA binding. Gene Ontology annotation, biological process: regulation of DNA-templated transcription. The record is from RefSeq and is a predicted model, not a curated record.
CUUUCUUCCUCCUCCACAGGGAAAACUUCGGCCUCUGAAAUGAUAAGCAGACUCCAAUUUCCUCCUCCAUGCAUCCUCCUCCUCUUUCCUCGGUCAUCGCCUCCAUCUCUUAAACCCUCGGGAAACCCUAAUUUCAGAAGCCCUCGUUUCACCGUGACCAUUAAUACCCAAUUUUCCGGCCAUUCCGGCACCGCAACUUCCUCCGACUCCGGCAUCCUAUUCCGGGAGAAAAUACUAUACCUCGAGAAUCACCUUCAUGUCGAUUCCCGGAAAGCCUUCCAGCAGAAUCCCGAUUCUCGUUCCGCUACUCUCUCCGCUCUCAAGUCCGUCGAGGUCUGUCUCUCCUCCAUGGGACUCGAGCUCUCUGCAGUUGGCCGCGUCCUCGACAUGUACCCUCAACUCCUCACCUCUGACCCGGAAUACGAUCUCUACCCCAUCUUCGAUUUCCUUCUUAAUGAGGUCCGAAUUCCGUUUCCCGACAUUCGAAAAUCCAUAAUUCGAUGCCCUAGAAUUCUCGUCUCUGAUUUAGACCUUCAAUUGCGACCUACGUUGCUUUUCUUGCGCAAUUUGGGUUUCGUUGGAUUGAAUGCCAUCACGUGCCAGACGACAAUGCUACUGGUUUCGAGUAUUGAGCAUACGCUUCUGCCCAAGAUUAAGUACCUCGAGAGCUUGGGAUUCUCGCACAAGGAUGUGGUUAAUAUGGUAUUAAGGUCUCCGGGGUUGUUGACAUAUAGCAUUCAAAACAAUUUGGUACCGAAAGUGGAUUAUUUUUUAGGAGACAUGAAGGGUGAUUUACUGGAAUUGAAAAGGUUUCCGCAGUAUUUUUCGUUUAGUUUGGAGAGAAAAAUUAAGCCUCGUCAUCGUUUACUGGUUGAGCAUGGAUUGUCGCUUUCUUUGUCGAGAAUGCUGAAGGUUAGUGAUGGGGAGUUCACUGCAAGGGUAAUAGAAAUGCGAUUGCAGUCGGCUACGGCAGAUGGUUGAAUGAUUUAGUAGAUGAUGCUGCACCUGCAACAACAAAAAUAAAUGGAGCAAUUGAACACGGUGAUUGUAGUCAAGCAGAGAGGGCGAAUGAACAAAAUUUGCAUUGCCCCUGAUAUCUGUUAUUGUACUAAUACACUGGAACUGGAAUUAAGCAUAAUUUUGUUGAAAUGAUGGAUGAGCAUUGCUGCUGAGGUUAGUUUAUGUUGACAGUUCCAUUUGUUUCAGCAGGGAGCUGUGAUGGAAACGAUCCUUGACAAGGCCAGGCAUUUCACCAUGCCCAUCUGAUAAUGCAGCAAUUUGGUUGGAGGGACUCACAAAGUUUGUUCCCAUCUUGAGUGAGAUCAUCAGUCAGAACGUUUGCUGCUUAAACAGAGUAUACGUAAGAGACCGAGACUCAAGCUUCUGCACCAUAACCAUUUGUUGAUGCAAUGCAGGGCUUAACUACAGAAAUUUGCCGAGAGACAACUUGCAAGGUUGGCCCCAUCGCAAAGAUAUCAGGAAGAUUGCUGUUUAAGUAGAGAUUAACUGGAAAACAGUCGGAUGGUAAUCAAAUUAUGCUUGAUUCAUUUCAUCACCGAAUGUAAUUUCCCAUGGAUAUUGUAAGAACUAUCAACCUGUAUAUUAUAAUCCUUGGCUACUA